GGCCCUAGUGUACGUAAUGGACUACGUAAUAUAAACCAAUCAAGGCGGUUUUGAAAAAAGAAAACGGGAAGACGUUUGCGUCCAUUUUCUGCAUCAUUUGUUGAUAACACCGAACACUACAAAAAAUAAUCUGUCAUCGAUUUAAUUAUGGAUAGUAGGGAACCCAGUGAUGUGCACCAGGAAGCCAUUGUUCCAGACGAGGAAACUGUCUCAAGAAAAGAAAACGCCCCAAAGAAGGCAAACCAAGCAGAGGUAGCAGGCUCUCAGAGCAGAGGAGACCCUUUCGCCUCCAGGAACGGCCGACUAUACAUGUGCCCCGAGUGCUCGUACCUUACUCAACACUCGCGCAAGCUCACAGUCCAUCUGAAGACACACACCGACGAGCCUUUCUUCCCCUGUCCUGAGUGUCACUACAGAUUCGACACGCAGGGCAGACUACAUCGUCACAUCGUCCACGGUCACUGCAGAGGCAAAGCCACCGCAGGCCUUCGGAAAUCCUCCCGUCGCCGGAAGCGUCCGUCUGUACCUGUGCACAAGUGCGACCGGUGUGUCUACUUCACCACUCACCCUUACAAUCUCAAAGUGCACAUGCGUACACACACGGGUGUGCGGCCGUAUGCGUGUGACCCAUGUGGCAGCAGGUUCCGCACCCAAAGUCACCUGUACAGGCACAUGCUUAGCAAGCGACACCAGGCUGCCUCAACUUAGUGAUGGAGACCUUUGAUUUAUUAUUCAAGUGUUUUUCUAGUAUUUUAGUUGUUAGAUUAACAAUGAAGUUCAAGGUUCUGUAACCGUUCAUGUUAUAUCGAUUUCUAUAUUUAGAGAGCAGUUUAGGUUGGUUUGUUCCAAAUACUUAACACAUAUAUUCUAUAAUAAAGUAUAUAUUUGGACUUGA
Molecule: messenger RNA, 895 nt
Organism: Osmerus eperlanus (European smelt)
Lineage: Eukaryota; Metazoa; Chordata; Actinopteri; Osmeriformes; Osmeridae
Product: transcription factor HIVEP3-like
Exons: 3
Coding region: 148-708 (186 amino acids)
Biological process (GO): regulation of transcription by RNA polymerase II
Molecular function (GO): RNA polymerase II transcription regulatory region sequence-specific DNA binding; DNA-binding transcription factor activity, RNA polymerase II-specific
Source: RefSeq, a predicted model, not a curated record